AAUUUUUUGCUCACCCAUAAUAUAAAGGAUGAUCUAGGUAGACGACCUUGCAAGGCAAAUUAUUGGCUCAUACAAGUGAUACAACCCAUCUAUCCAUUUAAAAAUACUUCGUAAUUCAUAACACUUUAAUUUUAUAAUUAAUGUUGCAUUAAAACCUUAAUCUACAACAAAUUUUCUUACAAAAAAUAUUGAAAAGAUGAUGCUAUUUAUUGAUAGUCACCUAAACAAAAAUACCCCUUUCUUGAUGACAAUAACCUUCAAAGACUUUGACAAGUCAAUCCCGCGCAACACCUUCUCCCUUUACAAAACCCCUCCAUUCUUUUACUCAUUCACUCUCUCUCUCUCUCUCUCCCUCUCUCCUUUGAUCCUCUCUUCAAAACAAAAACUCAAAACUCCAACCAAAAAAAAAAAAAAAAAAAAAAAAAAACAAAAAACAAAAAUGUUGUUUGAUCGAACAAGUUCAUCAAAAGAAUCAAUAUCAACUUCGACUUCACGUAGUUGGUCGAGCUCGAACUCGAGAGUACUAGCAAUCGAAUGCAUUAGAGGGACCUCAAGAGCCGACGAAUGGAGUGGGGGAUUACUCCAAACCGGCGACAUCGUUGAAGAGAUUCAAAUAGGUGAAUUGAUCCUACGAUCACCGUUUAAAGAUGGUAACUCAGGUGUUCAGAAACAACUGCAUAAGUGCUUCAAGAGCAAGGAAACUGCGGUACGAGUUCGAGUUCGUCGUGGUGAGCUUGACUCUGCUGUGUUGAUUGGUUGUAUUGUUCCUGAAGGGAGGAAGAAGAAGCAGCAGUAUGUGUUGAGAGCUAUUGAUGAUCCUAACUAUGCUGUUGCUUUUAUUGAUCGUUCUGAGACUGAGUGCUUACAAUUACAAGCUUCUAGGGACUCCAGGUUACAUCAUACGUUAAACAGUACUCAAAUCGAAGAUGGUUAUGUAGCAUAUCCAUGGGAACGGAAGAUGCAGACAAUGCUACGAGUCCCUAAUUCAAGCAGUUUUUUCUCUAUCCUGUUUUUGCCAAAGGCUUCGGAAACAGGACGUGGGCGCUAUAAUGAUGUGGAAGAUACUCUUGCUAGAGCCAAUGCAUGGCUCAACGCGGCUCAGGCAUCAGGGGUUCCAAUAGCCUUAACAAAUAUACAGACAGAAUCUUUACUUACAAAGAUUUCUGGUGAAACAGCUUCCACCACAGUGAGCACUUCAUCAUUGUCAGAUUUGCCAAAUCUUGCCAAUGCAAGCCUAUAUGGAUUUGAGGACUACCACGGAGUUGACAUUGGAGUUGUCAGAGCAAUUCGUCUCUGGUACUCUCCCAUCCAAGAGUACCCGAUUGAGAUUGACAUAGAAGAGGGUGAUGUAAAGCUCGGGUUUGCUGUAAGUCGCACUGAAGAGGGAUUUAUAUACAUAUCAUCAAUUCUGGAAGGUGAUGGAAAUGUCCCUUCUGCAAGAUCAGGCCUCAAUGAGCUGUAUAAAGAAGCAUCAAGAGACUCUAAGCUUCUAGUGAUAUCGCGAGUAAACAACCAAAAAGUCCUUCCUUGGAUUGUUUCUCCAUCAAGUGCCAUCCAAUGCUUUGAUACCGUUUCCCUUAGCCAGAAGCUAUCCUUGCACCGCCAUGCUCGAGCACCCUUGCUUUUCCAUGUUUUGAUGCGGGACUCACAAUUUGCUUCUAACUCUCCACGAUCACAGAGUGGCCCUGCUCCAUUAGCUUUGCCAUUUUGGCCUAAUUCUGAUGGUGAUCAAAACCAACCUCCUUCACCACCCUCGAGUUCCCCUGGUGCUGGACUUAAUGGUGGUGGAACUGAGAUAGGAUUGGCUAGAGAUACAGCAGGCGAAGAAUCUUUCAGAUUUCAUAAUUUCGCGCUGCCUGCCAACUGGGUGUAAUGUAUGCCUUGAAAGUUAUGUAUGGAAUGAAGCGUGUGCAUAUGAUGGCAUUGAUAAUUUGACAUGUCCUUAAUUAGAUCUUAGUUGAUAUAGCAGUGCCAAAAGACUAAAUAAUUUAGACAAAAGUGUGGCAGCAACAAAUAAAUUAUGUUGCUGCUUGUAUAUACAGGUGAGUGGUGGAUGGAUUUCAAGUUCAGUCUUCUGUAAAUGUGAUAUGUAAGUGUUAGUGAAUUUGUGUGA
This is a messenger RNA of Chenopodium quinoa (quinoa), 2113 nucleotides long. RefSeq lists its product as uncharacterized. Bases 197 to 1873 code for a protein of 558 amino acids. The transcript is spliced from 4 exons. NCBI's taxonomy places the organism in Eukaryota, Viridiplantae, Streptophyta, Magnoliopsida, Caryophyllales, Amaranthaceae. The record is from RefSeq and is a predicted model, not a curated record.